Messenger RNA from Gryllus bimaculatus (two-spotted cricket), 267 nucleotides. The record is from the annotation of a GenBank genome assembly. NCBI's taxonomy places the organism in Eukaryota, Metazoa, Arthropoda, Insecta, Orthoptera, Gryllidae.
AUGGGGGCAGAAGUUCGCGCUGCUGGAGGAGAGAAGACGGUGCUGUCGGCUAUUGAGUCUCUUGUUGUCGAGCUUGUAACGGUGCUUGUCUGCCAGGGCAGAAAGUUCGCGCUGCUGGAGGAGAAGACGGUGCUGUCGGCGCUAAUGAAUCCUCUUGUGGCAGAAGUUCGCCGGCUGCUGGAGGAGAAGACGGUGCUGUCGCCUAAUGAAUCCUCUUGUGGCAAGAAGUUCGCGCUGCUGGAGGAGAAGACGGUGCUGUCGGCCUAA